Molecule: messenger RNA, 2364 nt
Organism: Cyphellophora europaea CBS 101466
Lineage: Eukaryota; Fungi; Ascomycota; Eurotiomycetes; Chaetothyriales; Cyphellophoraceae
Exons: 2
Coding region: 1-2364 (787 amino acids)
Biological process (GO): ribosome biogenesis
Cellular component (GO): nucleus
Molecular function (GO): RNA binding; ATP hydrolysis activity; ATP binding
Source: RefSeq, a predicted model, not a curated record
AUGGCACCACCUGGCCGCCGUGGAAGGCAGACACUCAGUCAAGGCCUCGACAGAGAAGUCCAUCAGGUGGUGCGGAAGAUCGUGGACGAGCGGACACAGUUCGAGGACAACUUCCGGCCAACUUGUGUCGCGGUCUACGAUGAGAUCCGGCGGUCAAACUCCAGUCUGAAUCGAAAACCCAGAAAGCUGCUUGAGGAUUCGAUCGAGCGCGUGAUUGAGACUAUCCGACAAGACGCCGCUGAUACCGACUCUGAGGCGUACCUGGAACCCGACCUGAGGCCUCAACCUGCCGCCAGGCCAACGUCUAACGGCAUGAACCGGUCAAUUGUCGCCGCCUGGUCCAGUGCCAACGGCACGGGGGCGUCUACGCCCACACAACAACCGGCGGAAGAGACGACCGCCAAGCCUGCCACAGCUAAUACCACCGAACCUCCACGCAAGAAGCGAAAGCGAGCGCCCGAGGUCAAUACGAGUCCCCCGACUCAUGUCAGCGUGGCCGAUCUUGGAGGAGUGGACCCCGUCUUGGAGCAGUUUGCCGACCUCCUCACCAUCCCACUCAUGUGUCCCUCGGUCUCUAGUGUUCAGUCCGUUCGAGGUAUCCUCAUACAUGGUCCACCCGGUUGUGGUAAGACUACCAUAGCCAAUGCCAUCGCUGCCGAGUAUGGAGUCAACUUCAUUGAAGUCUCCGCGCCCUCCAUCGUCUCGGGCAUGUCUGGUGAAUCCGAAAAGGCGCUGCGAGAGUGCUUCGAGCAGGCCAAGGCUGCUGCCCCCUGCCUACUGUUCCUGGAUGAGAUCGAUGCCAUCACGCCAAAGAGAGAAUCGGCCUCGCGCGAGAUGGAGAAGCGGAUAGUCGCCCAGUUGGCCACUCUCAUGGAUGGCCUAGACCCCAAGAAGAACGAUGGCAAAGCAGUCAUUGUCCUUGCAGCCACAAACCGUCCCGAUUCCCUGGAUCCCGCAUUGCGACGAGGUGGCCGCUUCGACAAAGAGAUCAACAUGAAUGUACCCAACGAAAGUAUGCGCGAACAGAUACUGAAAGCGCUGACCAGAGAUGUCGAGCUCGGGCAAGACGUUGACCUGAACGCCAUAGCAGUUCGCACGCCCGGUUACGUGGGCGCCGAUCUACGUGACCUUGUCUCGACUGCUUCUCAUACUGCCAUCAAGCGCUUUCAAGACUCGCUCGCCGUCGAUGCCGCCGCCAGCGCCGCAACGGAGACCAAAGUAAUUGCAGAUCACCCCAACGCUAUGGACGUGGAUCCGUCCAAUACCCAAACCACCCAAGCGUCCACCUCAAUCGAGGAAAUCUCUCCCGGCACAUCGAAGCUCAGGACCAUGAUAGCCUACCUCCGUACGCACCCCCAGGAUAACGCCCCCAUCUCCGUCACACACGCCGACUUCCUCACCUCGCUCCCCAAGGUCUCCCCUUCGGCCCUUCGCGAAGGCUUCGCCACCGUGCCCUCCACAACCUUUGCCUCCAUAGGCGGCCUCUCGCCUACCAUCGCCUCCCUCACCGAAUCCCUCAUCACGCCCAUCCUGCGGCCCGAACUCUACGCCGCGAUGGGCAUCACCCCCUCCUCGGGCACCCUCCUCUUCGGCCCCCCCGGCUGCGGCAAAACACUCCUCGCCCGCGCCAUCGCCAACGCCAGCCACGCCAACUUCAUCUCGGUCAAAGGCCCGGAACUCCUCAACAAAUACGUCGGCGAAUCCGAGCGCGCCGUGCGCUCCGUCUUCCAGCGCGCCCGCUCCUCGGUGCCCGUCAUCAUCUUCCUCGACGAGCUGGACGCCCUGCUCCCCCACCGCAGCAGCACGACCUCAGACCCCUCCUCCCGCGUCGUCAACACCAUGCUCGCCGAACUCGACGGCCUCGCCGCCUCCCGCGCCGGAAUCUACCUCAUCGCUGCCACGAACCGGCCCGACAUCAUCGACAGCGCCAUGCUCCGGCCCGGCAGACUCGACUCCCUCAUCUACAUCCCCUUGCCGGACGCCACGGGCCGCGUCGAGAUCCUGCGCGCCCUCACGCGCGGCAUGCCCGGCCUGCAUUGGGACGACGACAACAGCAGCCCGACCGCCGAGCGUCUGGCGAGUGUCGCGAGGGAAGCGCAUGGCUUCAGCGGCGCGGAUCUGGGCGCCCUGAAGGUCAGGGCUGGGUAUGCGGCGAUCCGUCGGCUGACGAGUGCGGCGGCUUCGUCGUCGCCAUCGUCGACACCCGCGGUGAUCGAUGCGGGGAUGGCGGCCGCGGCGGGCGUCACGCCGGAGGAUUUCGAGGUGGCGCGGCAGGAGGUGCGUCGCAGUGUGAGCGAGUCGGACAUGCGGGAGUAUGAGAAGUUGCGGAAGCGGUGGGAAGGUGGUGUGCCUCAGGGGUCGUGA